This is a messenger RNA of Argentina anserina (silverweed cinquefoil), 2536 nucleotides long. RefSeq lists its product as uncharacterized. The transcript has 16 exons. Lineage: Eukaryota; Viridiplantae; Streptophyta; Magnoliopsida; Rosales; Rosaceae. Bases 149 to 2128 code for a protein of 659 amino acids. The record is from RefSeq and is a predicted model, not a curated record.
UCUCCAUCACUCGGAACUCUGGUUAAAUUGGCGGCGCAUUUUCUCUCUAUCAAAACCAUUCUCCACCCUCAGGCCGCUCUCCUCUGCUCUGCUUCGCCUGAAAACCUAGCUCGGAGCAACACAUCGCGAUCUUCUCUAAUCGCCGGAGAUGAACGACUCAGUUAUUUUGAAUGUUGAUGAAUCAGGAAACCCACAGGAUGCGGAUGUUCCACCUGUUGAAGGUGUAGCAGGAGGAGGGACAGCAUAUGGAUGGACUGAUGGUCGUUUUCAAGGUUCCAAUCCACUCAAGGGAUCAGUUGACCCUACAGAGGUUCCCACCGCAGAUUUAGUGCAUGUAUGGUCCAUGCCAAGCACAGCGAAUGUUGGACCACAGGAAAUGCCUAGACCUAUGGACCCUGUUAAUCUUCUGGCUGCUAGAAACGAGAGAGAAAGUAUUCAAGUUGCAAUGCGUGCGAAAGCUUCCUGGGGUAGUUCUGGAAUUGCAGGGGUUGUGCAGGUUCAGUGUAAUGAUUUAUGCUCCUCAGCUGGUGAUCGGAUGGUCGUUGGACAAUCAUUAAAGUUGCGUCAUGUAGUGCCCAUAUUGGGUGUUCCAGAUGCUCUUGUGCCCCUUGAUCUUCCUGUCAGUCAAAUAAACCUAUUACCAGGAGAGACAACCGCAGUUUGGGUAUCCAUUGAUGUUCCUAGCGAGCAACCCCCAGGUCAGUAUGAGGGGGAGAUCAUCAUUACUGCGACAAAGGCAGAUGCAGAGACUUCGGCCCAAUGCUUGGGCAAACCUGAGAAGCUUCAACUCUACAAGGAACUUCAAAGCUGUCUCAAAACUCUGGAACCAACUGAUAGGAAACCAGUGGAUGAAGUGGUGGAAAGAGCGAAAUCUGCAACUACAUCUUUAAGAAGUGUUCUUCUAUCUCCAGUGUUUUCUGAAUUCUUCUCGAGUAAUAAUGGGUCAGUUGAUAUGAUGGAGGAAGAUGUUAUUUCCAACCUUUCAGUACGGGUGAAGAUAAAUGUGACAGUUUGGGACUUCAUUCUUCCUGAAACUCCCUCACUUCCAGCUGUGUUUGGUAUAUCUGAUACUGUAAUUGAGGACCGUUUUGGUGUUGAACAUGGGACUGCAGAGUGGUAUGAGGCAUUGGAUCAGCAUUUUAAGUGGCUUCUUCAAUAUAGAAUCAGUCCAUAUUUUUGCCGUUGGGGUGAUAGCAUGCGUGUAUUGACGUAUACGUGCCCUUGGCCAGCUGAUCAUCCGAAAUCAGAUGAGUACUUUUCAGACCCACGAUUAGCAGCCUAUGCCUUGCCAUAUAGUCGAGCUGUCUCUGGUGGUGACGCAGCGAAGGAGUACUCACAGAAGCAAAUUGAGAUAUUGAAGACAAAGUCUCAUUGGAAGAAAGCAUAUUUUUAUUUGUGGGAUGAGCCUUUGAAUUUGGAGCAAUAUGAGUCCCUCAUCAACUUGGCCAAAGAGAUCCAUGCGUAUGCUCCGGAUGCUCGUGUCUUAACUACUUACUAUUGUGGGCCAAGUGAUGCCCCUCUUGCACCUACUCCGUUUGAGGCAUUUGUUAAAGUUCCCAAGUUUCUGCGACCACAUACUCAAAUUUAUUGUACAAGUGAAUGGGUGCUUGGGAAUCGAGAAGAUUUGGUGGGGGAUAUUAUUGCAGAAAUUCAAUCUGAAAAUGGCGAGGAAUGGUGGACUUACGUGUGCAUGGGACCAUCUGACCCCCAUCCCAACUGGCACCUUGGGAUGCGAGGUACACAACAUCGAGCUGUAAUGUGGCGUGUGUGGAAAGAAGGUGGAACAGGUUUCUUAUACUGGGGUGCCAAUUGCUAUGAGAAGGCAACUGUUCCUAGUGCAGAGAUAAGAUUUAGGCGUGGUCUCCCCCCUGGAGAUGGAGUUUUGUUCUACCCUGGUAAGGUGUUCUCAUCAUCAAAUGAACCUGUUGCUUCAGUCAGACUAGAGCGCAUCCUUAGUGGAUUACAGGACAUAGAAUAUCUCAGACUCUAUGCUUCAAGAUAUGGUAGAGACGAAGGGCUUGCUCUACUUGAGAAGACGGGGUUGUACUUGGGUCCUGAGCGGUACACGCAUGAGCAUUUGCCAGUUGAUCUAAUGCGGGGUGAGAUCUUUAAUGCAUGUCGGUCUUGAGAGAAGGCUAUACGCAUGAGGCCAAAGGACAUAGUGUACAGGAAUGGAUCUUUAAGAAUGCUAAAACUUAGAAACCAACACUGUUACAUACCUCAUAGAACAAUUGCAGAUCAUGAUAGACGGUUCAUUCUCCGCUCAUUGUGCACUUUCCUCAUCUGAACAGAGAUCCAGAUCUUCCUUUUCCAGCUGAGGGGAACCCUAGAAUUUACUUGGUGGAUGAAAUUUACUACCCGACUAGAUCUCAGAGUUACUUGUAGUUGUCACUACUGUAAUAGACAUGUAGCUUUUUGCCAUAUCCAACUGGCUUAGCAUUUAGCAUUCCUUACUUUCAGCAGCGUUUGUGGCAUAUCCUUACUCUGGACCCCGUUAUACGUUGUAAAUUUCGUCAGAGUCUCGGAGUUUUAAUCU